AUGUUUGCUCCAAACCCUAAUCAAUCAUCAUUGGGAUCAACAUCUCUUGGUCAGUUCAAUAGUGGAGCUAAUAGUAGUAUUGGCUCUACUGCUACAUCGUCGACAACGAACAAUGGAUCACUGGCGUCUUUAAGUACGACUGCCAAUGGCGGCAAUAACAUGUUCUCAAUGACAUCACGUCCUCAACCACUAAGUCAAUACUCUCUUGGCGGUGGUGGCAUGGGCAUGGGAACUCAAUCAUUAUCAUCUCAACAGCAACAACCACAACAACAAUCACAACAGCUACAACUACAACUACAACCACAGCAGCAACUGCAACAACAACAACUACUUCAAUCACAACAACAACAGAAUGAUAAACAUUACAUACAGAGCAGGAUCUUUGCACAGGAUCGCGUGGACCUGUCGACCAGCACAGACAAGCGAAAGCCCAUCAUGGAGAACCCUGGCGUCUCCUCUCUGACGACCUCGCCGCCACACACUCAGCAGCAGAUGCAGCACUCCCCGUCGACACCAUAUUCGCCGUUCAACGUCAAGAGUGGUGGGUACAACUCGAUGCGUCAGUCUGGCUUCUCAGGCUACCCCUCGCAGUCCAACUAUUCGCAGCAGCAACAGCAACAACAGCAGAACAUGCUCAUCAACAAAGACUACAUCCCCAAGACAUCGAUAUACGACGACCCGAGCCCAUCGGCACUCUCAUCAGUGCACGGCGCCAACAACCAACUACCAACCACCUCGCAGAGCAUCACCAUGUCAUUCUUUGAGACGCCCGGCCAACCCAACUCGCUGCACCAGCUGGCGCUGCCGCCACCCCAGCAGCAACAACAACAGCAGCAACUACAGCAGCUACAACAACAACAGCAGCAGCUGUCACUAUCAGCCUUUAACAACUCUACAAUGGUGGCCUCUGGCACAGGAGCAACAGCGCCAAUGAUGUCAUCAUCCAUUCAGACCACGUCCAACUACUUCUCGCCCACGGCAGACAGUCAACAUCUCUACAGCGACAAGUAUGAUAAGCGAUGGGUGACAGUAUUUGGCUUCCCACUGGCCAGUAGCGAUGUCAUACUGGACGUUAUCGAGACACAUGCACACAUUGUCGAACUUAAAUAUCCACAUGCCAACGCUCACUGGAUACACAUCCGACUCGAAUCAGAAUCCGUAGCCAAUGACCUACUCACAAAGAAUGGUUUGAUACAUGGCAACUAUAUGAUUGGUAUAACUCCCUGCAAAGACAUCAUUAAAUCUGGACCACUUCCAGAACCAAGUGCUCAAGUUCCAUUCAAAGAGUUGGAGGCAUAUGCUCCACAUAGAAGCAACUACGACCCAAUGGAGUAUUCGACAAAUCAACCAAACACCUCCUCCAAUCCAUCAAUAUUCUCCAAGAUAUCAGAGUACGUCUUUGGCCUCUGA
This is a messenger RNA of Acytostelium subglobosum LB1, 1410 nucleotides long. RefSeq lists its product as hypothetical. The transcript has 2 exons. Gene Ontology annotation, molecular function: structural constituent of nuclear pore; phospholipid binding; single-stranded DNA binding. The record is from RefSeq and is a predicted model, not a curated record. Bases 1 to 1410 code for a protein of 469 amino acids. Gene Ontology annotation, cellular component: nuclear membrane; nuclear pore nuclear basket; nuclear pore central transport channel. Lineage: Eukaryota; Evosea; Eumycetozoa; Acytosteliales; Acytosteliaceae. Gene Ontology annotation, biological process: regulation of DNA-templated transcription; NLS-bearing protein import into nucleus; nuclear pore organization.